This is a messenger RNA of Pygocentrus nattereri (red-bellied piranha), 5715 nucleotides long. RefSeq names its product elaC ribonuclease Z 2 (gene elac2). The record is from RefSeq and is a predicted model, not a curated record. Gene Ontology annotation, molecular function: 3'-tRNA processing endoribonuclease activity. Gene Ontology annotation, cellular component: mitochondrion. Gene Ontology annotation, biological process: mitochondrial tRNA 3'-end processing. NCBI's taxonomy places the organism in Eukaryota, Metazoa, Chordata, Actinopteri, Characiformes, Serrasalmidae. The transcript has 24 exons. Bases 150 to 2687 code for a protein of 845 amino acids.
ACUCGGCGCCGGAAAACGCCGAACCUGCUCAGUCUCGUGCGUCGUCUCGUGCGCCGCUACCGUUUGACCGCUCUCGCGCGCUGUUCGGUAAACAUGCGUGUCCGCGCGCUCCGGUGUUUCCCGUAGUCUCAUAUCCGCGCGGUGUGUUCAUGCUUGCGGCUCUGCGGCGUUCUCGCGCGACCGCGUGGCAGUUUCUGAAGCGCGCGACGCCGUUACCGGACCUCCUCGGGCACGGUGACGUCAACGCCGGUGUGUCUCGCGCCGCGUGUUUGCGGCCGUGGAGCAGCAGCAUGUUGCCGCGCGCGGGGAAGAAGCCUGCGAGGGAUGCGGGGCUGCGGCACGUGCGCUCCAAGGAGAAGCGCGCGCACCGGGAGCUCCCAGGACCGAGCACCGUGCACGCGCAGGCGGUGAGCGCUGGAAGCAGAGAGAGCGGGAGCGCGCUUUACGUCUUCUCAGAAUAUAACCGGUAUCUGUUCAACUGUGGGGAAGGGACCCAGAGGCUGAUGCAAGAGCACAAACUCAAGGCAGCUCGAUUGGACAACAUUUUCCUGACCAGGAUGAGCUGGGAGACAGUCGGAGGCUUGUCAGGAAUGAUUCUGACCUUGAAAGACACAGGAGUCCCUGAGUGUGUCCUGUCUGGACCUCCACAGCUGGAGAAGUAUUUGAAUGCCAUCAAAGUGUUUUCUGGACCAUUAGAGGACAUCAAACUAUCUGUGAGGCCAUAUACUGAUUCAGUAUAUAAAGAUGACACCAUGACCGUCACCCAAGUGCCCAUAUUUGCUGAGCAGAAAGCUGUGGGAAUGAACAGCAGUCCCACAUCCAGCCAGCGGAGGGAGCUGUGGCGGCCUGAUGACUGUGAGGAAAGCCAAACCAACAACAGAGCCACAAGUCCAGAAGGCAAAGAGAGAACUACACGGGAUCCCUCUUUGGUCGUCGCUUACGUUUGUAAGCUCCAUCCGAAAAAAGGAAACUUUCUUGUGCAAAAAGCGAAAGAGCUGGGAUUACCUGUGGGGACAGCUGCUAUUGGACCAAUCAUAGCUGCCUUAAAAGAUGGAAAAAGUGUGACCUAUGAGGGAAAAGAGAUCCAGCCCGAGGAAGUGUGUACACCCACUGACCCAGGGCCAGUGUUCCUUGUGAUUGACUGCCCUUCCGUACAGUUUAUUCAACCGCUCUGCUCUAACGAGGUCCUCCAAAGAUAUCAGAGUGGGGAAGAUGGAGCCACUCUGGUGGUGCACAUGACCCCAGAAUCAGUGCUGAAAACAGAGGAGUAUCAGUGCUGGAUAGAGAGGUUCCCUUCCAGUACGGAGCACAUGAUUAUGAACGAACAGGCAUGUUGCAUUCACAACGUCAGGAGCCAGAAGAUCCAAACACAGCUGAACCUCAUCCACACAGACAUCUUCCCUCAACUCCAGCACUACAAAAGCACGGAGUCUCAGGCUGCUCUGCAUGUACCCAACGUGAGAGCGGAGUGUCUGCUUAAGUUCCAGCUAAGACCCAAAGCAGAGUGGCAGCGAGACGCCAUCCCUCCCUGCGACGAAGAGGAAUUUGUUAAGGAGGCCGCAGAGGUGCCAAACUUUCUGCAGGAAGUGGAGAAGUUCAAACAGUUCCAAAUGACUGAUUCUGUCGCCCUGUCUGGUAAAGUGGACCGGUACCCUGAGGUGGUGUUUUUAGGGACGGGCUCAGCUCUGCCGAUGAAGAUCAGAAACGUCAGCGGCACUCUGGUUAAUAUCAGCUCUUCUCAGUCUCUGCUGAUGGACUGUGGCGAGGGCACAUUUGGUCAGAUGUGCCGUCACUAUGGCAACCAUGUGGAUGAGAUGUUGACCAAGUUGUCAACUGUGUUUAUCUCUCACAUACAUGCUGAUCAUCACACGGGGCUGGUUAAUUUGUUGCUGCAGAGAGAGCGAGCUCUUAACAGUCUGGGGAAAGCUUUCACUCCAGUUUAUCUGGUGGCUCCUACUCAGAUCAUGACGUGGCUCAACCAGUAUCAUGACCACUGCCAAGAAAUCCUCAGCCAUGUCAACUUCAUCCCAGCCAAGUGUCUGUGUGAAGGUGCGGAAAUGCCCAAGUUUAAAACCAAAUCCUUCAUUCAGGCCGUCCUGAAGAGAAAUGACCUCACUAAGUUUCAGACCUGUCUGGUGCGGCACUGCAAGAAUGCAUUUGCCUGCAGUUUGACCCAUCAGUCCGGCUGGCGGAUUGUGUUCUCUGGAGACACCAUGCCCUGUGACGCCCUUGUACACAUGGGAAAAAAUGCGACGUUGCUGAUACAUGAAGCCACACUGGAAGAUGGAAUGGAAGAGGAAGCCAUGGACAAAAGACACAGCACAACCUCACAGGCCAUCGACAUCGGGAUGAAGAUGAAUGCAGAGUUCAUUAUGCUGAACCACUUCAGCCAAAGAUACGCCAAGAUUCCACUCUUUAGCGACGACUUCAAUCAGCGUGUGGGAAUCUCCUUCGACCACAUGAGGAUCCGGCCAGGAGAUUUCCAGAUCCUUCCUCGGCUCCUGGCUCCUCUCAAAGCACUGUUUGCAGAGGAAAUUGAGGAGAUGGAGGAGAGGAGAGAAAGAAGGGAGCUGAGGGCGGGGAAGACUCUAGGGGUGGAGUCUAAUGGUGAGGCAGGAGGUGGAGCUAAAAGAGAACAGGAGGAGCCUAACCAGGAUAUGGCCUCUAAACGACUAAAAGCUAACUGAGCAUCCACCAGUUGGGUUCAGCUAGUAUGAUGGAGGAUGUUUAAAGAUGUUCUUGAGCUUUUUUCAGCCUAAUCUCCAUCAGCUGCGUCUAUAGUGUACAUCACCACAGAUUAAUGCUGUUUUUCUCUGUGCUUAGAAAAGAACAGAAAACACAUUGAACACAUUCCUAGUAGAAGUCAAUGGGAAGCUGCUAAGUGAAUGUUGCUGUGUUGGAAUGUUGGAAAAUCAAACAUUUCAUAAAAACAGCCUUAAAAUUGUCUCAUUGUCAACACAUGUAUAGUUGGAGUGUAACGGUUGUUUCCAGGUCAUGUUAUGUAAUUACAGAUUUCCAUCUUGAACUUCAGCAGCUGCCCGUUAGCUUCUGAUAUAAGUGUGUUUUAUUGGUUCUCUGUUCUAUUGUAAGUGCAGAAAAACAGACAUUUGUCCAUGUUAAAUGACUAUGAUUAUGAGGAGAUUACCUUGAAAAACACUGACAUAUUCCUUUAAGAUCAAUCUAGAUCUGGCUCAGAAAAGACAACACAAUGUGAACGCAGUGCUACAUAUGAUCCAACCUACGAAAGGAGACUGUAAACAUUGAUCACUAUUUCUUUUGCAUCACAUGGAUUCCUUAGUUGGAAUAUUUUCUAAGAACAUGGAUUUCAUCUGAUUUGAGUGAGUACACAGCCUGUCCUGGAAGAUUGCCUUUCAUAGAAGUGAUUGAACCAGCCACGUUUUCCCACCUUGUGCUGUUUUGCUAAUGUGACUCAUUUCUGAAAGCUUACACGUGGAUUUAAAACAAACAUGAUCUCUGAAGGGGGAUGCAGCUUUGGGUUAACACAACUAUGAAUUGGACUUUGAGUUUGGAGUGAUUUGAGUGAGUGUAAUGAGUUUAGCUUGAACAGGGCAGCUUUCUUUUCCUGUUUCCAGGGUGUGAAUGCGAGUGUAUUUUUUUUGUAUGUAAUAUUAUGUUAUUUAUGUACAUAAAAACAGACUAACUUGAUUUUUGUUUUAAGGAAAUAAACAUCUGGUUUAAAGAACAAGGUGAAAAGUUAUCAAGAGGGUUUAAAACUGAACCGAGGGGGCAUUUACUGAACAUAAAGGCAAUGCAGAAUAUGGCCUGCAUUUCAAUAAAGUGACCUAUUAUUUAUUACCUAAAUUUGCUGAAAUUACAAAGUCCUUAUAGCAUAUUGAGCUCAAGAUUGGUGGUGCUUCACAUGUUUGAGAAAGUAUAUUCUAUCCUUCAUCCUUCCAGCUUGGUAGUAUGGUGUGAUAGAGGGAUACCUCUAUCACAUCAUUAACAUUAGAAAAGUGGCACAACCAUCUAAGCGUUGACCCCAUCAUUAGGAGUUUGAUCCUUGAUGAUGCUACAGCCAUUCGUCGCCGGGAGUCCAAGAGAGCAUAUUUGGCCUCGCUCUCUCUAGGUGGGUAGGGUGGCCCCCCCUUCUCUGUCAUCACUCAAUGCAAUGCGAGUUAGCUCAGGUGUCUGUUAGCUGGCGCAACAGAUCUGAUGGUUGGCACUGUCCUCCACAUUCGGCUGUCCAGUGACGUUGCGUGAGCGGCAGUUUGAAAAGAUGUGGUGGUUGGUUUCACAGGACUCAGGACCUGUGUUAGGCUUCACCCUCCUAGCAUUGAUAGGACUCCCCCAAUCACACAAUACUAACUAGUGGGUUGAAUUGGAAAUGACUAAAUUAGGGAGAAAAUUGGGUUUAAAAAAAAAAAUAUAGGAAAUGUUAAGUUCGUGUUUAUAGUAAGAUGUUCAUGUUUUUCUAGACCUGUUUUCAUGAGUCUUGUUUUAUCACCCAAUUUUGACUAAAGAGAAAACCCUUAACUGUCUGCACUGAUGGUGAUUUGAAGAAUGAAACUGGAUUAUCUUUUUGAUACAAACAUUGAUAAAGUACUAAAGGUGGCCCAGUGAUCACCAGGACCAGCAUGAGAAGACAAAUCUGAUUAACUGUUUAAAUACAGCCUUUCAACCCCAUUUGGUUAUUAGCAGUUUCAUUCGGCAUCCAAACAUACACAAAUAUACUCACUAAGUACUUUAUUAGGAACACUAUACUAAAACUGGCUGUGGCCUCACUUUACUCUCUUUUGGUGGCUUAUGUGGGCAACAUUACUUUGAGAUUCUGGUCCUUGUCGACACAAUUGCAUCAUGCAAUUCCUGCAGAUUUUUCAGGUCCACAUGCUGCAAAUCUGUUCUACCACAUCCCAAGGGUGUUCCAUUGGAUUCAGAUCCAGUGACUGGGAAGACCACGGAAGAACAUUGAGCACAUUGUCAUGUUUAUGAAACUAGUUUGAAAUGAACAGGCAGAAAGAAAACAUUCACCACACCGUUACACCACCUCCAUCAGCCUUGACUGUUGACAUGGCAAGUUGGGCCCAUGGACUAAUGCUGUUGGCGCCAAAUUCUGACACUACCAUCUGUGUACCUCAGCAAAAAUCGAGAUUCAUCCAUUCUUCAGCUGUCCAAUUUUGGUGAGGCUGUGGCCACUGCAGCCUCAGCUCUCUGUUCUUGACUUACAGAAUUGGAACUCUACGUGAUCUUCUGCUGUUGUAGCCCAUCCAAUUCAAGAUUUAACGUAUUGUGCAUUCUGGGACUUUUUUGCUCACCACAAUUGAAGAGUGUACAUUGUAUCUGAGUUACUGUAACUUUUCUGUCAGCCCGAACCAGUCUGGCCAUUUUCCCUUGACCUCUUUGAUCAACAAACAAGGCGACUGUCUGCAGAAGAGCUGCUCACUGGAUUUUUUUAUUUAUAUAUUUUUUGCUUUAUUGCACCAGUCUGAGUAAAGUCUUUGAAAAUCCCAGGGGAUGAGCAGUUAUAGAAAUACUCAAACUAGCCUGUCUGUCACCAAGGAAUAUGCCAUGGUAAAAAUGACUUAGAUCAUGCUUUUCUCUAGUCUGAUGAUUGAUAUGAACAUUAUUUGAAGCUGCUGGCCUGAAUAUGCAUGGUUGCCACAUGAUUGGCUAGAUAAUAGAUAAUUAGAUAACUUCAUAAAUGUGUUGAUAUACAGGUGUUCUUAAUAAAGUGCUGGCUGUGUGUAUGUGAACAUA